AUGGAACGGACUGCACCGCUGACGUUUCUGCCGUGGUUGCGAUACGCACCUCCUGAUGGAUUCGGCUAUUGGAAAAUGAAAAAGCAAGCCGCAGAAGUGCAUCAAAUGAUGAGGGAUGAGCUUGAACAACGGCUGCAAUCACAAGAUUAUAAGGAUGAAUCAAAAAGCGAUUUGACGAGUGUGUUACUGCGGAAAUUAGAUGAGGUUCGAUCGGACAGAUCGGCCACUGUUAUCGAGCAACGUAAUUUCAAUGAAGAUAGGAUUGCAAUGCUCAUGACUGAGAUGUUCUUUGCUGCAAUUCAAACUGAAUGCAACACAUUCGGAUGGGCAUUCCUCUACUUCAUCGAGCAUCCUCAGGUCCAACAAAAGUGUCGUCAACAAAUUCUUGCCAAGUUCGGUACUGAAAGUCGAGUACGUUGGUCGGAUCGAGUCCAUCUUCCAUAUGUAGAAGCAACGGUUUUUGAGGUGCAGCGAUGCGCGAAUAUUGCACCGUUUAGUGUUUUUCACAGGAAUUAUCACGCCACCACUCUUGAUGGCUAUUAUGUACCGGCUAAUUCAACUAUUCUGAUGAAUCUGUACUCAACAUUGAUGGAUCCGAAUUGCUUCCGAGGCGAGCUUCACUUUUCUCUUUAUUUCUUCCACUUCUUUCUAAAAACUUUCCUUUACCCGCAUGCGUUUAAGCCAGAACGAUUCCUGGACGACAAUGACGAGCUGUCCUUCAGAAAAAUGCACGGUCUCUAUUUGUACGGCCUAGGGAAGCGAAUUUGUAUGGGUGAAAGUAUUGCCAGAUGUGAAUUGUUCACUGUGAUUUGUGCUCUUUUACAACGAUAUCGAUUCCGAAAAAUUCCGGAACGAAGCUAUUCGCUGGAGAAGAAGAUGGAACUAACAAUUCAUGCGGAUCCGUAUGAGUUGUUGGUGGAGCCCUUGUAG
This is a messenger RNA of Anisakis simplex (herring worm), 930 nucleotides long. The record is from the annotation of a GenBank genome assembly. Lineage: Eukaryota; Metazoa; Nematoda; Chromadorea; Rhabditida; Anisakidae.